CAGACAGACUCCAGCGGGUGGGGGCAGCGCGCACGGACACAUACCGAUGUCGAAGACGGCAUGACCAAAUUGGGGUCUGCUGCUGCAGUUCCUGUGGAAUUUAUAAGCUGAAAGGCGCACGGUGAAGAGUGCCCAGUGGAACCAACUCUUACUUUUCGACUCGCUUUGUUGUUGUGGUGGUCUGCUGCUCGCGGCGAUACGGCUUUCUUCUUCUUUCUGUCUCGACCUCGCUUUCUGUUUUGGAGUACGGCACUAGAGAAGCGCAACUGAUUUCGUGGACUGGAGCCGGGGGGCGCCGUUCCUUUGAAGGCGCUGCUGGACUCUGCACAGCGAGGAGAAGCCAUGGAGGGCGACUGUCUAAGCUGCAUCAAGUACCUCAUGUUUAUCUUCAACUUCUUCAUCUUUCUGGGUGGAUCCUGCCUGCUGGGAAUCGGGAUCUGGGUGUUGGUGGACCCCACAGGCUUUUGGGAGAUUGUCGCCGCCAACCCACUUAUCUUCACCGGGGCCUACAUUAUCUUGGCCAUGGGCAGCCUGCUGUUCCUUUUGGGAUUCCUGGGCUGCUAUGGUGCCGUCCGUGAGAAGAAGUGCCUGCUGCUUUUUUUCUUCAUGCUCAUUCUCAUUAUCUUCCUGGCAGAGCUGGCGGCUGGAAUCCUCGCCUUUAUCUUCCGGGAAAACCUGACGAGGGAGCACUUCACCCAGGAACUGAGGAGCCACUAUCAGAGGAGCAACGAUACGGAUGUCUUCACGGCCACGUGGAACGCCGUCAUGUCCACGUUUGACUGCUGCGGAGUUAACAGCGCCGACGAUUUUGAAGACAGCAUAUUUCAGCAGAUAAAUACAGAUCUGGUCCCGGAGGCCUGCUGUAAGAAGACCCCAAACAGCCAGGGGGCGCAUUACCUCAGCAGGGAGAGGUGCUCCAUGGGAAUGAUGGAAUACAGAAACACAAAGGGCUGCUACUCGACAGUCGUCGAGUAUUUCGAGACGUACAUCUACCUUGCUGGCGGCCUGACGAUCCUGGUGCUGACCAUCGAGCUCUUCGCCAUGGUCUUUGCCAUGUGUUUGUUUCGGGGCAUCCAGUAAGGUUUGUGUGUGUGGACACCGAGAACCUGCAAAAGAAGAUUUGUGUUCAACAGGUGAAGACACGCAAAAAAAUAUGAAGUGACCAAAACACUGUAUACGUACUUCAGGGCUGGAACUUUGAGGUGCUGAAAAGACAAAGAGAGACUGAAAUGAGGAAAAAUACUGACGGACGGAUUUGUAUUUUAUUUUAUUUCUUUUUUGUAACUCCUUUUGCUCACCUGCGAGAUGCAGGGGAGCAGGACGUGAACUGUGAGCAUCGCACUGCCAGCUCGCUGCUGCUGCCCCCUGGUGGCCGAAUGGUGGCGCACAUCACCAUGGCGUGCUGCAGCCGUCGGACCCUCUUUGUUUUACGUGUUUUUACGACUCUCUAUUCCCUCCUUGUUUGUUUUAAUUAUCUGCUCUACGAUUAUAGUGAUGAUGACUGCAAUAUUAUUAUUAUAAUUAUUUUUUAUUAUUACUAUGACAAUGAUGCUUCUUAGGGUUCCCAGCCUCCAAACAAGCGCUUGUGUCGCCAGUAGAACUGCGACUGAUGGAGAUGUUUGGAUCGCUGGCGCCCUCCAGUGUUAGCAUAUGCUAGUUGUGGGUUUCUUGCACUUGGGCAGGUGGCCACAGGUCUGCUCAUCAUGCCAAAGAGAUGGCACUCCCUAUCCAGAACGUUCCCUCCCUGCCCACCCCUUCUAUCACUGACCACUAGGAUUGGGAGAGGGGAGAAAACGGGGUGAUUUGGGGAUUGCAGGUCACUCCCACUAUCCCGCAGCGCCCCCUUCUUACCUGCCAAUUGGGUAUCAUUGCUUCCCCAUCCCUUUACAGUUAAUGCACACCAAAUAGAAAUUGCAAUAUAGUGCCUUUCACUGUGAGCCUUUUCUCCAAGAACUUUGUGCUUAAAAAUCCCUAGAUAGUAGUCUGGGACACUAAAUGACUUGUUCAUGGUGAAUGACCCUAGCCAGCCACUGGGGUCGGGGGACCACACUUCCCUUGACGUGUUCUGCUGUUCUGUACCAGUUUGGUUUGUUCAACCUGCAUAAAACAACUUGGCACUUCCUCGUCUGGUAGGUAGGGGGCAACGUUGAGCUCACAGAAUGCACCCACACAUAAGAGGAGAAAGUGAUCGUGCAUGCCCAGUCUGUCUCAUAGGGUCCACCAUUGGCAUAAUUUGUGACCAAUGCCAAUUGAAGUGAUGUGUUUGUUAUGAAGGGCAUAAGGCAGCCCUAAAUCUGACCAGUAACAGCUGCCAGCCCACCACUCGGCCCCCAUCAUACAUCGCAGUCUGUCUAACAGCUGGGUCUUACUGACCCCUAGUGGAUGUUCUACUGUAGCUACAACCUGGCCUAGAGGAUGACUUGUAGAUAGGAACAUAUGAUGAUGGGGGACAGGAUGAGGCCAAAGAAGGUAGUUUGAAGGGGUCUCAAAUUAUACCCUUGAUGCCCCCCUACACUUUACUAAGUACGUUCCCACUUUAAAAUUCUCAGUGCCAUUGACUUUUUAUUAUUCAAGGGGAAGGAAGAGGAUGUGGAAGUGAGUCACAAAUAUCAGCCUGGGUUUUGGCAUCACGAUGAAAGGCACUAUAAACAAUAUAUAUAAUGGGUCUCGCCCUAUGACCCCUCCCCAGGCUUUAUUACAUUUAUACCCCGUUUUAAAAUCUUGGUGGCAUCACCUUUUUGUUAUUCUUGGGGAAAGAAGAGGAUGUGGAAGUGAGUCACAAAUAUCAGCCUGGGUUUUGGCAUCAUGAUGAAAGGCACUAUAAACAAUAUAUAUAAUGGGUCUCACCCCAAGUGCCCCCCCUAGACUUUAUUACAUAGUACCCCACUUUAAAGUUCUAGGUGGCAAUUUGAUUGAGUACAAUAUACUUGGGAAAGGAAGUGGCAACAUGAUGAAAGGCGCUAUAUACAAUAUAUAUAAUGUGGACCCCUCCCCAAUGCUUUAUCACAUACAUACACCACUUUAAAGUUCUGGGUGGCAUCGACUUUUUUACUAUGCUUGGGGAUGGAAGAGGAUGUGGAAAUGAAUUAGAAAUACCAGCAUUGGUUUUGGCGUCAUGAUGAAAGGCACUAUAUACUAUAUACAGUAUGUAUAUAUAUAUAUAUAUAUAUAUAUAUAUAUAUAUAAAAUGGGUCUCAACCCAUGCAGGUUUAUUACAUAUGUACUACACUUUAAAUUUCUAGGUGGCAUUGCCCUUUUAGGCUGGGAAAGAAAAGAGGACGUCGAAGCAAGUGACAAAUUUGAGUGUGGGUUUUGGUGCCACACUGAAAGGCACUAUAUACAAUCUAGAAGGACUGCUCUGAUAGCUUUAGAAUUAUAUUGAUAAUUCCAUUCCCAGUGAUCACAGCAGAAAGAUGGUGGCAGAGUAAUCCAAACAUUGUGUCCGAGUCAAAUCCCAGGUGCUCUUUAUCAGAAGGAUGCCCACCGUGAAAGGCGCUAUAUACAAUUCUCUGUCUUGGUCACUUUAUUGCUUUUCAUGGAUCUUUUCAUUUUCCACCUCUUGGUUGUGCCACCUGCUGAUGAGAGUUGGCAGUGCGUAUUCUGAUAGUUGUGCUCAAUUCUUGAGCUGUCGCACCGGGUGUGGCACACCGGGCCUUGGGUUCAUUUAUUCAGUUGGGCAUACAGAAUGAGAAGUUGUCUGUCCUUGAUAUGGCCUUGCCAUCUCAUUGACUGCUGCCAGUUUAGAUGUGGCAGCCAAGUGGUUGCCAUUGUAAAAUACUGUAUGUACAUAUAUUUUUUUUUACAUUUGGAAAAGAGCAGCAUAUGCUUUCCUUCCUUACUAUUAGGCAACCCAGAAGGAGGAGAGUCCCCAAUUAUGAUCAUACAAUGUUCAAUCCCACUACUGCCACCACAUUCACCCCAUUAGCAAGUCACUUUGUUGCCAUGCUGUGUAUUAUAAAAGACCAGAAGCCUCCAGGUGCCUUCUUGAAAGACGCUAUAUGGUAGAAUGACAUGCUUCUUAUCACUGUUUCUACCUCCAAGGUCUCAGAAAUAGAGACAAGGGUGCAAAUUCAGAUUUUUGAGUCUGAGGGGUGCCACAAAGCCUAACUUGGGAAGAAAGCUGGCUAAGCCAAUCAUGCUCAGCCACCAUAAAACCACAGGAUUUUACAUCCAAAAAGAAAAAGAAGGCAACGCUGCCCUCUGCUGAGGUGGCAUGAGCUGAAGGAAGGAGAUGGCAGAGCAUGCCCUGCUAACUACAAAACCUGUGAUGUCACGGCCAAGAGCAUCAAAGGCACUGGUCGGCCAUGGCCUUUUAUUUUCCAAUUACAAUUUGAAAUUUGGACUCUGCUUCCUGGUGGCUUGAACCCGAGUCCUCUGAAGGUAGCCUGGCUUCUUCAGCCUUCCUUUAUCAAUUUAUUUUAGGUAUUAAAAACACACACACAAUCUGCAGCUCUUCUGUUUGUUUGUUUUUUCUGCCUCCGGAACUUUGUCAGUGAAGUUGUUAAUAUGCACACAAAAUAAAGGAUUAUUUUUA
Messenger RNA from Polypterus senegalus (gray bichir), 4534 nucleotides. Its product is annotated as tetraspanin-18-like. The record is from RefSeq and is a predicted model, not a curated record. The transcript is spliced from 8 exons. Lineage: Eukaryota; Metazoa; Chordata; Cladistia; Polypteriformes; Polypteridae. The coding region runs from base 343 to 1080 and encodes 245 amino acids. Gene Ontology annotation, cellular component: membrane.